Hirundo rustica (Barn swallow) is the source of this 3494-nucleotide messenger RNA. It is a transcript of the gene RIPOR3, whose product is annotated as RIPOR family member 3. The coding region runs from base 115 to 2925 and encodes 936 amino acids. The record is from RefSeq and is a predicted model, not a curated record. NCBI's taxonomy places the organism in Eukaryota, Metazoa, Chordata, Aves, Passeriformes, Hirundinidae. The transcript is spliced from 22 exons.
CGACAGCAGCGACAGCAGCGACAGCAGCCACGGCAGCGGAGCCGAGCCGAGCUCUGCGCCCGCCGGCCUGAGCGCAGGUGGGGCACAGGAGCCAGCGGGCUCUGCCUGGGAGCCAUGUCUGUGAAGCUCACCUUCGUGUCCCCUGGGGACGGGGGUGGCAUCAGCAGGAGCUGCUCCUUCACGGGCUUCAGCACUGUGCAGAGCAGGAAACUGGCCAAGUCCCUCAGCCGGAGCUCAGUGAGGUCAAGGAUGUCGCUGAAGCCCCCCAAGGCCUACAGUUCCCUGCAGAAGGGGGCACUCAUCUGGGAUCCAAAGCCGCUGCAGGUGAAGAAAAUAUUUGAAGCUUUGAAGAAAGGACUUAAUGAGUACCUGGAAGCACAUCAGGCUGAGCUGGAUUAUCUCUCUGGUCGGCACAAGGAUACAAAAAGGAACUCUAGAUUGGCUUUCUACUAUGACCUGGACAAGCAAAUCCGCUCUGUGGAGAGAUACAUCAGGAAAUUGGAGUUUCACAUUAGCAAGGUAGAAGAGCUCUAUGAAGCUUACUGCAUCCAGUGCAGGCUGCGGGAUGGGGCCACCAACAUGAAACAAGCCUUCUCCCUGUCCCCUUCCACCAAAGCCUCCAGGGAGAGCCUGGUGGAGCUCUACAAGAACGUCCAGGAGUGCACUGAGGACAUGUGCUUUAUAGAGGGGGCUCUGGAGGUGCACUUGGGAGAGUUUCAUGUGAAGAUGAAAGGGCUGGUGGGCUUUGCUCGUCUCUGCCCAGGGGACCAGUAUGAGGUGUUCGUGCGACUGGGCCGCCAGAAGUGGAGGCUGAAAGGCAAAAUUGAGACUGAUGACAGCCAAACGUGGGAUGAGGAAGAGAAGAUUUUCAUCCCCAACCUGCACGAGAAGUUUGAAAUCAAGGUGACAGAGCUGCGAGGCCUGGCCACCAUCCUGGUGGGGGUGGUGACGUGUGACAGCAUCAGCUUCUUCACCACCAAGCCCCAGGCCAUCCUCGUGGACAUAACGGAGCUGGGCACCAUCAAGCUGCGCCUGGAGGUCCUCUGGAACCCCUUUGACACAGAGAACCUGUUUCUGUCUCCUGGAAGCACUGCCAAGUUUUCUGUGGGCAGCAGGAAGAGCUCGUUGUACAACUGGACCCCCCCAAACACGCCCAGCUUCAGAGAGAGAUAUUACCUGUCUGUCCUGCAGCACAGGCAGAGCCCGGGGGACGCGGCGGAGGAAGCCCGGCCCCCCAGCAUCCUGAGCUACUUGGCCGCCUGCGAUUUCGAUGUCCCUGGGAGGAACAAGCCCCACAACCCUGCGGAGACCAGCGAGGGGGACUCGUUCAGCUCCGAGGAUCAGAAAGGGGCGGAAUCCCGGAGCGCAACGCCGGCCCCGGAGCACAGGAUGCUGCCCCUGGUGAUUAUCCAGGAGUCCGGGGCCGAGGAGCCGCAGCGUCCUCUCCCAGCUCACAGCACUCUGGACAUCCUGAAGAAGACCCCGUGCGUGGAUGGGCUCCCGAGCCCCUCGGGCUUUCCCAGCCGCCACAAAGGCAGGAGAGACUCCGUGAGCCAGGCGCGGAAUCGCCGCCUGGCAGAGCAGGAAAACAUCAGCCAGAAAAGCUGGAAUGCUGCGGAGGGGCGCGCAAAGCCGAUGGACAGGAGCCUGCAGGAGGUGUUAAACCUGCUGAAGGGCCGCCACGAGGGGCGAGCCCAGCUGCAGAAACUGGAGUGCCAGCUCUCCUCUCUGAGGGAUAAACUGAAGCUAAAGCCACUUCACAACCAUUCCUCCAUGGAGAGUUUAAUGGUGGAGACAGUGCUGGAGAGUUUUGAUUUCCUGAACGCUGACUGCAGUGCUGACGAGCUGUCCUUGUUUGGGAGCAUCAGGACGGGCAGUGUCAGCACAUGCAACGGCACCGUGCUCCAGUCCCUGAGCUGUGACACGAGACCAGAAGCACAAGAUGUCACCACGGGGGAUGACAACCUGGACACGCUGUUGAUAACGCACCUGAGGCUGUGCAAAGGUCUCCUGCAGAAGCUGAGGACACCGAAUGUAGCCCCGGUGGUCCAGGAGAGCAUUUUGGAGGAAGUGUCAGAGCAGACACGAGUCCUGGGGGAUGUCCUGGAUCUGUCUGUAGAGAAGAUUAUUCAGAAGACUAAAAAGAAGAAGCAAUAUCUGAAAAUCUGGAGUGACCUUGCAGAGCCUGGCAGCAGCAUCUUGGUGACCUCAGCAGAAAGGUUCCGUCACGCCCUGAAAUACACAAUGAUGCUCAAAGUGAAGGAGAAGUACCCCAGCCACCUGGAGACAGUGCUGCAGAGGCUGCUGGAGCAGAUCCUCACCUGUGACGGGUUGCUCCCCUCCUCACACUUGCAAAUGGAGCCGGUCACUUUAUUCCAGUUCUAUCGGUACCUGGAGAGGCACCACAUCGGCAGCCUGGAGAAACACCUGGCAAAGCUGGCUAAAGAAGUGAUGCUGAUCGAGGAGCUGCAGUGCCCCGGGAGGCUGAAGACGCUGAAGAGGCUGAAGGGGAAGAGGCUGAACCGGCUGCAGCCGCUGCCGCGGACGCUGCGGCUGCUCGGGCUGCUGCAGCUGGACGAGAACCACCGAGUGAGCAAAGCGGCCACGGCGUGCCUGGCACGGGCCGGCGGCUGCGGCAGCCUCCGGGCACGGGCUGUCUUGUUCUACACUGAUGUUUUAUCUGACCGCGAUGCAAGGCUGCAGCAGGCUGCAUGUCUGGCUCUGAAGAACCUCAGGGCCGUGGAGAGCAUUGAGCAGGUUGCCCACCUCUGCCAGUCUGAAACAGAGGAAGUCAGGAACGCAGCCAGAGAAACCACACUGUCCUUUGGGGAACGGGGCCGACAAGCCUUUGAGAAGAUGGACAGGAUCUGCUGUGAGCUGAGAGAAACGGCUCAGGAGGCUGAGAUCGAGAUCACCGUGUUUUAGCAGUGGAAUGUGAGGAGCUGGAUCCCGCUCUCCUCACAGCCACACGGGUACCUCAGGGUUUGGUGUUGUGUGGUUUCCUUCUGCUCUGUUCUGUCCCUGCUGCCUCCUGCCCCAGGACAGGUUUAUUUCCAGAGGGGACGCUCUGUGAUCCCCAGGAUGCAGCCUGGAAUUAUUUCCUCAGUGUCUCAGCACACAAUGAAGUACCGAGUGCUGGACAAUGAAAACUGGGAUCCCUCAGAAGGCGGAUCCAGGUCUUAACUGGAGUUGACAUCUCCACCUUGGUGGAAUUAGCUGCCCCUGCUCCAACUCUGCCCAGUAGGAUCUAUUUUCCCAGGAAGUGAUUUACUAAUUUGGCAUUCCCCAAGGAGAGACGUGAUCACUGUCCCAGCCCAUCACUGCCCUGCUGGUAGAACAAAUCCAGCACCACUGCUUGGUGCUUUCUUUGCUCAGGCAAUUCAGCUGCAGGAGAACCUGGUGCUCCCCAAGUCACUUUCUUUCCAACUGCUGCAGCUCAGGCUGGGUCCAGGGGCUCUGUAAGAGGUGUGUGCUCAGCAGCAGGGGAUUUGCCA